AUGAGCAGCCACACACAGCAGGACGCUUCGGUUUGGAGACCGAAAGCGUACCCCGCUCAAGAAUGGACAGGAGACUCCCUCAACCAAACUGCACAACCACAGGAGUCAGAAUUUUUAGAGCGCUUCCCAACUACAAUCCAGGCCGUCCAAGACUCGCACGAUCCGUAUCCUGGAGGGCGGACUCUUGUAAUAUGUCUGGAUGGCACUGGUGACAAAUUCGACGGCGACAACAGCAAUGUCGUCAACUUCGUUGGUUGCUUGAAGAAAGAUGACCCGUCUCAAGUCACGUACUAUCAGUCUGGAAUUGGUACGUACGAUGGACAAGGGUUGAAGAGCGGCUUCUCGGCUGCGAUUGAUAUGGCAGUUGGGAGCAGCCUAGGAAUCCAUGUCAGGGAUGCAUACGCUUUUCUGAUGCAGAAUUACCGUGAAGGGGACAAAAUUUGUCUUCUGGGCUUCUCGAGGGGAUCAUACACGGUGCGUUGUUUGGCCGGUAUGCUGCAUAAAGUUGGGCUUUUGCCAGCAUACAACCAAGCCCAAAUUUACUACGCAUACCAGUUCUACAAGGACGAUACACCGGAAGGGUGGAAAAUGAGCGCUGAAUUCAAGAGAACUUUCUCUAUUGACGUUGAUGUGUAUUUUGUCGGUGUCUGGGACUGCGUCGCCUCGGUUGGGUUCAUUCCCAGAAAGUUGCCAUUCAGCAAAUCACCAACCAGCAGCAUUUGUUAUUUCAGACACGCGAUGGCUCUGGAUGAGCAUCGGGCGAAAUUCAAGGUUUGCCAAUGGCAGCACCAAGAUCCAGCUGCUGCGGAGGUCCCAGUCAUCGAUAAGACCCCAAAGGCAAAAGUCAAGGCCGAGAAGGGGAAAACUGUUGGCCAAGUCCGGCGGGUUUUCAGUUCAUGCUUUGGCUCUAAGCCAAGCCCUGAGGUCAAUGCAGGAUCCGACAAACUAACUUCGACUUCCUCUGCAUCUUCUUUUUCUGAGCUAAAGAAGUUCGAGCAACAACUCAAUAAGUUCGAGGAGAAAAAAGACCGAGAGCAAGACAAGUAUGAGGCGAAAUUUGACAAGGAAAACCAUUCAGUGCACAAGCAUAAAGCAUCAGAUGUAUUGGAAGUCUGGUUCGCAGGGGCCCACGCCGAUGUUGGUGGAGGGGCUGUUGUCAACGAGGAGCGACAUAUGCUCUCACGUAUCCCUCUCCGCUGGAUGAUUCGCCAAUGCUUCGAAACCAACACCGGCAUCUUAUUCAGCACAGCGGCCCUAGCAGAAAGCGGCAUCGACAUUCCCACCGUCUGGCCCAUCUAUCUCACACCCAAAAAGCCCGUCGUUGGUCCCUCCCCGACCACAGUCGAGAAAUACGAAUCCGGUGCCCUCCCACCGAUCAAACGCCGCUCAACCGCGCUCGGUAUCGACCGAGACGAGAAGAAAAGCAACAUGCUAGCAGAGUUCUCGCGCGCUCAUGGAUAUACGGAGAAAAAGCGGCGUCGUUUGGAAGCGGAGUUGUUGCCGGAGCAUGUGGAGGAUCAUUUCGAUGCCAUGGCGCCGAUUAAUGAUCAGCUCGUGCUGGCGAAGGGAUGGUGGGUUCUUGAGAUGUGGCCAGUUAAGGUGAGGAUACAGAAGAAGGAUACGGAGGAGUGGGAGAAAGUUGUGAGGAUGAAUUUGGGGAGGUACAGGCCUAUUAGGGAGAUUGAGCCGCAGCUGCAUUGGACGGUGCAGAUGAGAAUGAACGACAAGGGGUAUAAGAUCAGGAAUAGGGUGGAUAAGGAAGCGAUAUGGCAGACAGCUAUUUGA
Molecule: messenger RNA, 1785 nt
Organism: Lachnellula hyalina
Lineage: Eukaryota; Fungi; Ascomycota; Leotiomycetes; Helotiales; Lachnaceae
Exons: 2
Coding region: 1-1785 (594 amino acids)
Source: RefSeq, a predicted model, not a curated record